This is a messenger RNA of Cryptococcus wingfieldii CBS 7118, 237 nucleotides long. RefSeq lists its product as hypothetical. The record is from RefSeq and is a predicted model, not a curated record. The coding region runs from base 1 to 237 and encodes 78 amino acids. The transcript is spliced from 2 exons. Lineage: Eukaryota; Fungi; Basidiomycota; Tremellomycetes; Tremellales; Cryptococcaceae.
AUGCCAGGAUCCUACACAUCGACACCCCUUCUCGAAACCCCUUCGCCCAUCGCAACUCCCAACUCGCUACCAUCACUGCCAAGCCCGAGUUUCACGAGCAGAUUGGCGACGACGGUACUGAAUGAACUUGAAGUGGUUCUACAUUGGGAGUUGCCAGUGACUACUUUUGUUGAACUGAACGAAGUCGGCAAAGCCACAUAUAUCCGCGACAAAGUUGCCUGUAAGACGUACCGCUAA